GGGAAGAUGUGGGAAUGCUUUUAAAUAUGCUACGGUUCAGUGUUUGGGAUUAUAACAUAAAACCAUACACAAAGUUAUGGAAAUUAAUAUUUUGUUAGCAAUUUUUGGUUUCUUGGCUUUGGGUUUCUCAUUUGUCACUGCCACUGAUCCUGCACCUCUUGAUGACUUUUGUGUUGCACCAAGUGGCUCCGAGCUUGCGGUAAUUGAAAAUGGACAAUUAUGCAAGGAUCCAAAGUUAGUAAAAGCAGUCGACUUCUUCUACUCGGGGCUGAAUAUACCAAGAAACACAAAAAAUAGAAUAGGAUCAAAUUUCACUGAUGUAACGGUUGAAGAAAUAAAAGGAUUAAAUAGCCUCGGAAUAUCCAUAGGCCGUGUCGAUUAUGCACCAAAUGGUAUAGCUCCUCCUACUUAUCAUCCUCGAGCAUCGGAGAUUCGUAUCGUCCUAGAGGGUACUCUCUAUAUCGGUUUUAUCUCAUCGAAUCCCGAUCAUCGUCUCUUUACAAAAAUUCUACGCCCCGGAGACAUUUUUGUAGUUCCAACUGGCUUAAUUCAUUUUGUAAAGAAUGUUGGCAAAACUCCUGCAGUUGCAAUUUUAGCACAUAAUAGUCAAAAUCCAGGGUCCGUAACAGUACCUGAUACAAUCUUUGGAUCAAAACCGCUUAUUCACCCUCAAGUUCUUGCCAAGUCAUUUCAACUCGAUAAAAAAACGGUGGCGUAUCUUCAGGAACAAGAUUGGAUUUAAAAUAUUUGUCAUGUAUUUCCAUUUUCAGUAGAUUUUGCAACAUAAUAAUCGUAAAGGCCGGAUUGGGUCUUGAAUUGAGUUUCACAGUAUUUCCUUAUGAUGAAAAAUAGAAUAUAUGUUAAAAGAAAUAAGCAUUUAGGUUUCUAUAUAUGUUGCAACUACAUUUAGCAGCCAAUUCGUUUCUCUUGCAUGUAUUGUCGUAUUUUA
Molecule: messenger RNA, 949 nt
Organism: Mercurialis annua (annual mercury)
Lineage: Eukaryota; Viridiplantae; Streptophyta; Magnoliopsida; Malpighiales; Euphorbiaceae
Product: germin-like protein subfamily 1 member 20
Exons: 2
Coding region: 77-742 (221 amino acids)
Cellular component (GO): cell wall
Molecular function (GO): manganese ion binding
Source: RefSeq, a predicted model, not a curated record